Scylla paramamosain (green mud crab) is the source of this 11937-nucleotide messenger RNA. RefSeq lists its product as uncharacterized. The transcript is spliced from 6 exons. The record is from RefSeq and is a predicted model, not a curated record. The coding region runs from base 478 to 3666 and encodes 1062 amino acids. Lineage: Eukaryota; Metazoa; Arthropoda; Malacostraca; Decapoda; Portunidae.
UGUCAGUGUAAUCAGCGGGACGUCACAGGGGCGGCGCUUCGCUAAGUAAUAAGGGAAUUUUCCAUCAGCGGCGCGAGGUUGCGAGGCUGGUGUUGGUAAUGCAGGGGGCACAGGGAGGGAGAGGAAUGCCUGACGCAUGAUGAACUAGAGAGCGCCCCCUUCCUCCCCCGCCUCCACUAAUGACUCCAUCGUGGCUUUGAAUUUCAUCCACAAUUAAUACAUUAUUGCAAUGACCGAAAUGGAAGGCGGGACUGGCCCACAGAAACCGUACCUUAUCAGUCACUCGAGAUUACGGUUCUGGUUACAUCUGGUGUGAAAUGGAGCGUAGAUUUCCAUGGCGGAAAGAAUCUCAUGUGGGCCAGCCAUUCAUUUGCUGAGACCACACCUCGCGGGCAUUACGCUCGGCUCUGUCGGCUCACGCCCGUAAGGUGACGUUGAGGUGAAGAAAGGGGAAAGGUGUCGAUUGAAACCCUGAAGAUGAAGCCAGGCUUCCUGCGACCCGAGGGAGGCGAAAGCAUUAAGCGGCCCACCUGUUACGUGUGUGGCUGUGCACGAUGCGGAGAGUACCCCUUAGCGGUGAGGCAGCAGGCCACGGGGCCAUACUUCCCCUUCCUCGAAACACACGAGCCUCCCGAUGGAUCUGAGCCGCCCUCGUCCGACGGCCGCAUACUCUCCUGUUUCCUUUGUUAUUCGUAUCUGACGCAGCAGUGGCAACUGUACGAGCGGGACAAGGUGCCUCCUGUCAAACGCAUCUACUGGCUCAAGCGGGUGGACAACGGGCCCUAUACCGGGGUGGAGGUGGGCGUGCAGAGUGAGUACGCGUCACAGCUUCUAGGCCUAGCGCCGGAUCCCCCGGCCCAGCCCUCUGAGGUUAAAAGAGCCGGAUCCAGUGCCGGGGUUGCCAGGUCACAGCCCCAGCCUCCGCCACCUCCACCAUCAUUGCCACCGCCACCUCCUCCCGCCACCAUAACCCAGCCAAGUGCAGUCGUGCCUGUGGAGGUGAAGAGACCCAGAGUGAAUCCUCCUCAGCCCCAGCCUCCAAGCCUACCACUUCCGCCCCCAGGGGUGCUGCCACUGCCCUACGGCCUGGCCGUGCCGCAAGCCAGCACACAGCAGGAGGCUCUAGACCUGUCCUUGGACGGCCGCCGUGGGAUCAAGCGUGAGAGGGAGGAGGAAUUACCACCGCGAGACCCGCGGGACCCGAGCAUCGUCGCGCCCAGGACAGAGGUGCUAGACUUACGCAUGCCGGACAAAAACGCCACCACUGAGGUCUGCUAUGUGUGUGGGGACCACUACAAGAAGGGCACGCUGGUCGAUAUUUAUGCCAAACAGCAAAAUGAAAGUUGCCCUUUUUUUCCAAGUUUGAUGCUGCACCCUCGCCCUAGCAAGUCGCAUCCUAUGGAAGCCUCAGGGCGAGUGCAGGGGUGUCGGGAUUGUUUCAAACACAUGCAGAUGCAGUGGGACGCUUAUGAAACUCGCAAAAUUCCUCAUGCAGAAAGGUUUUAUUCUCUUCGUAAGAAAGCGUCAACUAUUGUUGAUGACUCUACAGCCUUUGUGUGUUACAAGUGUGGACGGGAGUAUCCUUCAAGCUCCCUGUGUUUGGUAUACUGCAGACCCAAUGCUGAUAAAGAUCCCUUUUAUCCUUUUAUUGAAAAGCUGAUUCCUCCAGAGGGAGCGUCACCCAUUUCCCCGCAGGGUUUGGUGCAGGUGUGCUCCUCAUGCUCCAAGGUUAUCCCCCAGCAGCAGAAGGAAUUGAUAGAAAGAAAUGAAAGCAACAGGUCACCGGUGAAAGGGAAUGUGAUGGACGAGUGCACGGAGCAACCUGGCGGAGGCAGCCCGCCGCCCCACGCCCAACACGUAAGCGCCGGCCCGCUGGAGAGCACGGAUGUUGAUCCUCAGUUAGAUGAGGCUACGUGCUAUCUGUGCCAUCAGAAUCACUCCCGCCAGACUAUGCACUGGCUGGCCAUGGUGGCUGAGAGCGCCAGGCAGGAUGGCAUGUAUUUCUCCUUCCUGAAGUACUUGCCAAGGAUUGGCCAGAACAGCUUGGUGGAGAACGGCAGAGUUCUGGCUUGUUCGCUCUGCUACCAACACCUCAGCAAUCAGUGGACCGAGUACGAAAAAGACAAGGUUCUGGAAGAGCACCGGCAGUUUUCGUUGCGAGCCAUCCCCUCCAACUCAAUGUCGCCGCGCCUCACCCCCGGGCCCACCCUCUCCUCCCCCGGCAUGUCGCCCACUGACGGCUCCCCUACUCACUCCUUCAGCACGGCGGCGGAGGCUCACACCAAGUCUUCCACGGAUGUUAAAAAAGUCACAUCCGGAUACAUGGGCCAGCCCCUCCACACACUGGAGGUGGUCCCCGCCGAGCCAGACCCCAGCUCGCCUACACUGUCCGUCAUCACCACGCAGCGGGCCCUCAACGUGGCUGUGAAUUGCUUCGUGUGCAGCUUCCAUUCUAAGCCAGGCCAGACCUUCACACUCCGCAACAAGCCUCACGGCUCGGAGCCUUUCUUUCCCUUCCUGGCCAAACACCAGUCUGCUCACCCCGAGGCCCGCGUGGACGACACCUGCGUCCUGGCCUGCCUCUGCUGCUUCCAUUCGCUCAUCCUUCAGUGGCAGCGCUACGAGAAAGAGAAAGUGGCCCACUACGCCAGGCUCUACGACACCUACAACUACAUGUGCUUCAUUUGUAGCCUCAAGACUUACCGGAAGAGGCUCUACCUUCUCCCUGUUAAGGAUUACCCAUUCUUGAAGGAACACAACCGUCCUCCAGGCGGCAUGGUUGUGGACAAUGGUCACUCUGUGGUUGUAUGCAAGGACUGCUAUUCAUCACUAAAAAAUCAGUACAUAGAGUUGGAGAGAUGGGGAGUUCCAGUAGAGAAGAGGCAGUACAACUGGAUACAACGUCCUCCACCCCCUGAAUUCCAACAUGGUACUUCUGCAAAGUCCAUCCAGGUGUUCACCUCUGGCACUCAGCCCACAGUGGUAGAGCCUGGAUCUUCAAGUCCAGGCUCUCAGUUAGGAAAUUCUCCAGGUGCUGUACAACAACCAGGAGGUGGAGGUAGUCCAAGAGGGUCCCAUGGUCCUGUAUUGGGCUCAUCUAGUGCGGUGGUUGAUGGAGCUGGGAUACAAGUACAUGCAUCAAAGCAGAGUGAAGAGCUUGCAUUACCUGCUAAUAGUGCCUUAUCAAAAGCAAAUGCCAGUACAAGCAUGUGUGCAGAUUUAUCUGAAACUUGCAUAGGAAAUAUCCACUCCCGCUAUGCCCCCCUCCCUCUCAAAAUUGGUAUUGCCAGGCAGGGGGGCACACAGUCUAACAACCUCACCAAGCAACAUUCAAUGGGUUCCAGUGAAAGUCUCAACUCUGGCAAUACCAAAGGGCCUGGAAACUCAGAGCAAAAAGUCCUCAAAGUGGACCAAUUCUCCAAGAAUUCAAAUUCCUCAGGUGUCUCCAAACCAGGCAUCCAAGGACAUGUCUCCUCAAACCGAGACACAGUCUACCAGCUAGAGAACCAUGAUAAGCUGGUACACAAGAAGAGGAGAUCUGUGAUCAGAGCAGGCCUCAACACUCCUGCAGUAGCAACAAGCAGUGCCAGCUCCCAGAUACAGAGGCCAUCCUGCACACAGCAGCUCCUUUCAACCUCUCCAGAACUUCAGACCAAGUGCUCAUAGACAAGAUGAAGAAAUUAAAUUUUCUUAACAAUAUAUUGUCAAGAUAAUUCAUGCUACUAUUGAUAUUUCAUAUUUGCUUUAAUUUGUCAAUUAUGAGAAAAUUGAUCUGAUUUGUGACUUAUUCAAAUUGAAGCUCUUUAUUUCAUAUCUUUAUUUACAUAACCUUGUAGUACACAAGGUUUGAGCUAAGCUCAUGUCGUCCAGUCUCCAUUGCUGUCUAUAAACACUCUAAUUUAUAAAUGAUGGAUGUUCCUUUCAUACAUCUUCAUCACCAAUCUAUUCCAGAGUAUAAAUUUAUGUUUAUGCCCUUUUUAACAUCAUGUGAGAGGAAAGUAUGCUUUCAUUUAUGCUCAAGCCUCCUCUUUCUCCAGUCAUUCAUUAUUGUAAUGUUUCCUCUAUCCCCUAAUUCCAAACUUGUUACUUUCACUAUUAUAUUUGUCACCAUACGUGGGUGUUAUCGCGAUAAAUUAUCGUGAUAACGAUAUCAGGUUAUCGGUUAUACGAUAAUUAUUUUUCCCACGUUAUUGAUUCAUCGGUAUCACCAACACUUUUGGUUUCAAACUAGUGAUAAUCGGUAAUUUUAGUUUAUGGAACAUGAGCAUGUUAAAGUUUUAAACUUUCAAAAUCAAAUGUAAUUAUUUUACUUAAAACUACUUUUCAUUAGUGAAGAGACAGGAUAAACAUUGAAUUAGAAUUCUAAGAUUUUUCUAAGUUUUCUAAGAUAAAGAUAAAAAUAAAGAUUUGGAUUUAUCAAUUUUUUUUUUAUUUAAAAUAUCAAUUUCAUUAUUGCUAGUAUUGGAAUUUUGGAUUUGUUGAUUUAUCAGUUGUCAGGUGAUAAAUUUAUCACCAGUUAUUGAUUACCGGUUAUCGCUGAUAAGGUUAACAUUAUUGAUUUAUUGGUUAUUGUGAUAAAUAUUUUCGUUAUUGCGCCCAGCUAUGUUUGUCACCUUAUUUUUCUUUUUGUAUAAUGUAGACAGCUAUAGUAUAUUUGUCCUUUUUACAUGACAUAUGCUUUAGGGUUGGCCAGGCAACAUUUUGGUAGCUAUGCUUUACAUCAUAAUUAUGUUUUUUUUUUUUUUUUUUUUUUUUUUUUUUUUUUUUUUUUUUUUUUUGUAAGGUGACAACCAAAGCUAUAUAUAUAUUCUAACUCUGAUCAGAGUAUAAAUAUUAUGAAGUCUUGAUAUUUCUUUUUUGAUAUUACUAAAGUAAUAUCAGACUAUAUUUAUCAACAAUUUAGUAAUCUUACUGAUGCACAUUUAUGUGAUGAGUUUAUUUCUCAUUACAUGUUUCCUAUUAGAUAUCUUUCCUUUCCCACCAUUUCCUUAACAUGAAUUUCUUGGCAUUAUAGUCUACUCUUCAAUACUGAUUUUAUUGAUUACCUCUAAAUAUUUCUUGCAGCAAUUAAUAUUAAUGUAUUAUUUCACAAUCUUAUUGUUCAUAAUCAAGUUUCUCAAAUCUUUCAACCCUUCACUUGUAUAAAUCAAGAUCAUUACUUAAGGAAAAAAGUGAUCCUUGGAGCACUUCAUUUCAUCAUUUCUGUUGUAAGGAAACCUCUUUCCUUAAAACAAUCUAUUUUUCAUAUAAUUUUCCCAUCUGUCUUCAACAUUUUUUAUGUACCCUUUAAAAAUUAUUGUGAAUGGCUCUUCAUAGAGAUACACUUUUCUAAUUCAAGUAAAUAGUCCUUCUGUCUUCUGAACUAUAUUGGAUAUGAAAACUCUAGAUAAAACUUGACGGUACAUAUCUAAAUCUAUUUCAUCUUUGUGAGACUUGGUCUUUUCACUUUUUUUUUUUUUUUUAUACAAAACUUCCACAUGGAUCUAGAGUUAAGGGCUUCUUUAUCAUUUUCAUACUGGUAAUGUUUGCUCUCUUUCAAUUCUCUAAACUAAUUUUCUCAUUUAGAAAGCAUAAUUGUAAUAUAUUGGAUUUGCAAGCUGUGAUCAUUUUAUUAACUAACUUCUCCACUAGACUUUCAUGUAAAAUAAAAAAAAACCAGUGAUGAUCUUCAUUCCUGGUAUUCAUAUUUUCAGUAUUUUCAAAGAAUCACUAAUUUUGAUUGUGAAAUAUCAUCUUCUUACAAAAUGGAGACGGACAAGAAGCUUGUUACUACAAGCCAGGCAAGUUUAAAUGUAGAGCCUGGAAUCUGACACCCAAUGCCCAGUUACUUUGGGGGGGUGUAGGUGUGUGUGUGUGUGUGUGUGUGUGUGUGUGUGUGUGUGUGUGUGUGUGUGUGUGUGUGUGUGUGUGUGUGUGUGUGUGUGUGUGUGUGUGUGUGUGUGUGUUUAGAUACAAGAAGGAAAGUUUCACGAGAAGAGUGAUUGAUAAAGAAUAUUGAUGUUUUAUCAGGUGAGAACUGUCUCCCUGUUGGCUGAUACAAUAUUCAUUUGCAAAAUGCAGUUACAUCAUAAUAAUUUUAUUUGCAUACAAAUUUGUCAAGAGCAGUACAAUACCAUUUUUUCCCACCAGGUUAUGAUAGACCUAAUCUGCUCUCAAAAUAUUCUUGAUAUCAGAAGAGAGAUGUGGCUUUGAUCUUUGAAGAUAUGCAUAUUUUCUUGGUUUUCUAAAUGAUAGUGAUCUCUGGCCAAAUGAUUGUUAUUUAGAUUCCAGUUCUUACAAUGCUAUUUAUCACCCAUUAUCAAAGUCAGUAAUCCUGGUUCACUUUCAAAUAAAUUACAAAAUGUCAAAAUAUGGUUCCCUGCAAUAUUCUCAUCUUACAGCACAUUGGGAACAUUUCUUUACACAGGUCUUUGGUAAAUUCUCCUACUACUGUAGAUUUAACUGUUCUGCCAAAAUAAGCUUCUGUACUUGUUAACUCAAUGUAUGGGAUGUAUUUGAAUAUUGUACACUCAAUCAUUGUUUAAUGUUGGGCAUGGAUGGCCUUAAUGGUAUUUUUUUUUUCCAGAGAGAGAGAGAGAGAGAGAGAGAGAGAGAGAGAGAGAGAGAGAGAGAGAGAGAAUUGUGUGAAUCCUCCUUACAAGAGACCAGAAAUUAUACCACACCAUAAAAGUGGUAAACAUGUAAUGUUUGAGAAGUAUUUUUAUAGUGUUUUUAAUACAAUUGGUUAUUUCUGAAAUACUUUAAGUUAGAAGAAUGACCAGUUGUAAUACACACACACACACACACACACACACACACACACACACACACACACACACACACACACACACACACACACACACACACACACACACACACACACACACACUAUUCACCCAGCAGCAAGCAAGUGUAGCAUAUAAGCUGAGGGGUUGUGACCUCACUUUUCUGGUGUGUGAUGUGUGCAGUCCUGCCAAGUGAUUGGUCAUUUUGAGUUUGAGCUCUUUCCAUAGAGAAACAGCUGGCUGUGAUAUGAGAUCAGCAGACAACUGUAGAUGAAUAACACACACACACACACACACACACACACACACACACACACACACAUCAUUUUUGGUAUAUGCAAAGAAUGUACACACUAAUUUUAUUUAUUUAUUUAUUUAUUUUAUCUUAUAAUUUUUGAAUAGACAGAAAUACUAAAGCAAUUGCCUUUAGGUGUGCAUUUUCUUCUGCAUACAACAAUACUUACGUAUAUUAGAAGUGGUAGUUUGCUCAACCUAAAUAGCUAAUAUCCCUUCUGUAAGCAGAUUAAAUGGAAUAGAGCAAAUUGGGUUGGUGGAUGCGCACUCAAGAAGUCCAAUUCAAAUUGAAAAUUGAAGUCACUGAUGCCACUGAAAUCUUACAGUAUUAUAACACAAAUUCAUAUGGAGUUGUACAUAUCUAAUAGAACCUAAAAUAAAAGAUUCGACAAUUUUGAAAGAUUACACUUCAUACAAAUCACUUUUCUCCACUUCUACAUAGAAUUAGUAAUAUAAUUUUAUGGUACAUCACUUUGUUGUUAGAAUUACUUGAAUAUCGGUGAAGCAAAAUCAUCAGCAUUCAUAACAAACCUCAAAUGCAGAUGAAUUUGUAUAUCAAAACCCACCAACUUAGUUGUAAUUAAGUCAUUUGGGAUUGGCAUAUGGACAAAAACUUUUAUAUAUAUAUAUAUAUAUAUAUAUAUAUAUAUAUAUAUAUAUAUAUAUAUAUAUAUAUAUAUAUAUAUAUAUAUAUAUAUAUAUAUAUAUAUAUAUAUAUAUAUAUAUAUAUAUAUAUAUAUAUAUAUAUAUAUAAUAGCUCAGAAUAAUGUAAAGUUUAAGAAUUUCAGACAUAACUUGAAAUAGCAGUGGAAGUAAGCUUUCUAUGAACAUCUUCCUGUGGGGCUACACACUGCUAGUGUAACAUUUGCUUUGAGCACAUUGUUACCAUAAUACUUAGUUUACUGAUAGUCACCCAAUGGAUAAUUUUGUUUUGUAUGAGUUAUUUUUUUUACUGUAUCACUCAUGUACCAUCAAUCAGAAGAAAUGCAUUAGUUAUCAAUGUUGCAAAAUAGGUGUACUGGGGCAGGCUGAUUUACACUCUGAUACUCAUAGAAUUAUGCACUUUAUGACUCUCCCUAUAUCAAAAUUAUUAUUUACUCCUUUUCUAACUAUUGUACUUAUGGUAUCCUUCCUUAUUCCUGUACUUCAGAAUUUAUCAUGACUUUACACGUUCAUAAUAGGAAAAAAAAUAAUAAUUUGUGAUAUUUUUAUGAACAUAUCUUUUUUCCCUCCACAAGUUUUAUUAUAACUCUCCUCAGCAUAUUCAACAUAUUUUCUCUCUGUAUCUGUCUUUGGAGUGGCAUGGGGUGGCACAAAGCCCCUCAGUCUAGCAACUUGUGUGUAGCCGGGAGGUAGUACAUUCAUCAACAUCCCUACUGCUGAAAGUUGGAAAGAAAGGGUGAUAGAGAAUAUAGUACAUGUGCCAUAUGUAGAAGGCAUGAUAAAGUUUUGGGAAGAUAUUAGUAGUGUUCACUGCAGACACAACAGGGGAUUUCGAAAGUAUGGCAUGCAUCACUGCAUUGGUGACAUGGGAUAUUGAAGGUGAAACAACAGCUGUUGCAGAAGUGAGGUAAACUGCUUUUACAGAAAGCUGAGAGUGAUUUUGUAUCUGAGAUAGGAACAGAGAUAGCAGGGAUCAUAUAAAAAAUAUUAGUGUUUGAGCCAAUGGUUAUAGUUAAGAAAGGAGCCAUAACUGAGGAAAUCAAGGCAUUAUCAAUCAUGGAAUCUGUGUUGAUGGCCUGGUGCAAUAUAUUGGCUGCCUCCCUCUCUUGCUCUCCCCUUCUUUUGUUUCUCCCUACUCCUCCAUCAUCUUAUUCAAAGCAUAGCCAUGAUGAAAUUGCUUAAUCUCAUGGAACUUUUCAUAUCAGCACAAAGUUGUCAUGGUCUUUGCUGUAAGACAAGACUACAAACAGUUUGAAGUGCAAUUUAUUGUGGGGCAGUCUUCUCUUUGCCCUCUUUCCUCAAACUGCUUGGUAACUUUGGAUUGUUAGAGUUCACAAGGGAGGCAUAAGGUUGAAAUAACACUAGUGUGUUAGCUAUUCCAUGCACAUGCAAAGAUAAAUAUAAACACACAGGUGCACAUGCAGAAGUAAUCACACAACAUAAGUUUGGAUAUCUGUACUUUCAAACACAUGUAAAACUUGUGAAAUCUGUAGUAUCUGUAAAAUCAAAUAUUAUUCACUUGGAAGUUGGAAAACUUGUUAAAAUUGUCUUUGAAAAAUUUUUAAUGUCAAUGCUUGUAAAAGUUAUACUGCCAUUUGAGUUACUCACCAAGAACUGAGUUGAUGGAAAGCUUACAGUCAGUGAACGCCAAUCUUGCAUGGUAGUGGUAUAUAUAAGCUACUCGGAGAGUGUGUUUUACGUAAUUAAAGCCUCUCAGCAAGCAUAAAAAAUGAACUGGGACAAAUUGACUUAUUGGCAUCUCAGAUGCAUCUCUCCUCCUCAUUCAUACAAACAGCAGCAAUAACUAGUAUUGCGUAGGUCACCAGUGUUCAUUGUGUCUUUGGUGACAUGUGACCAACUCUGUUCUCUAGGUGAAACGCAUAAUGUUCAUGCUGUGGUGUUUGUAGUGAUGAAUGCGAGGCAGGUAAGCCAUGAUGAUAUUAUUCAAUCAUAAAUCUUCACAUGUUGGGCUUAAGUGGUGUUGAUAUACCAAAAUAUGUGGGUUUUAAAAUGCAAAACUUGCAGAACCUCAUACAAAAAUUCGACAAGGGAGGCAAUGAGGAAUUGUCUUUUCAGAAACAUGGUGGCGGCAUCCCUUUAGAGUUACCCCACGGCUUCUAGCUUCUCUACAAAGACAGUUGGACUCUAUUCUGAUUCAGGGAAGCAGCAAGGAUGCCACCAUUGUGCCUGUGUAAAGACAGUUCCUCACUGCCUCGCUUGACGAAUUUUCAUAUGAGGUUCUGGAAGAUUUGCAUGUUUUGCUACAUUGAAACCAUUCAAGCCUGACAUACAAAGAUUUAUAGUUGAAUGAUAUCACUGUGACUUGUUUGUCUCACACUCAUCACAAGCACCACAAAAUUAACAGAAAAUGUGUUUCAACCCGAGAAAAAAAAAAGUUAUGGUUAUGCAUCAUCAAACACAAUGAAUAUUGACACUGGUAAUUAAUACUGGUCAUUGCUGCUAUGGGUGUAAGCGAGGAGGAGAAAUGCACUUGGGAUGCCACUAAGUGAAUUUGUCCCAGCCCAUUUUUUAUGCUUGCUGAGAGGCCUUAAAUAAGACAUGCUCUAUGAGUAGCCUUUGCAGCCCUGAUGUAAAAUCAGCAUUUGCUGACCAUAUAUAUACAUGUAUGGGUUUUGUAAACAAUCAUAUUACUUGUUCAUCUUAAAUUAGAAUUAAAUUUAUGAAGUGAACAUUAUUUUUACAAAACUGUUUUGCUAAAUUUAGUCAUUCCAUAAAUGAGAAAAAAGUUGUAAUAUUACUUUAUUGUAAUUAUUAAUUUCCCACAUAAGGACUCAUUUUAAUGUUUUAUGCAGGAUUCAUAAAAUUUAUUGCCAAAUUUAAAUCAUCUCAAUAAAUUUUCCAAGAUCCUGAUUAAAAAAGGAUGACUUGGUCAAAUAUACAUGUAUACACACACACACACACACACACACACACACACACACACACACACACACACACUACACAACCAUGAUACACUGCAAGUUGGAGUAUGCUGCAGUUGUAUGGUCUCCACAUAGAAUAUAAAGAAAUUGGAAAGAAUACAGAGGACAGCAACAAAGAUGGUGCCAGAAUUGAAGGAAAAAAAAAACUGAUGAAGAGCAACUGGAAGAAAUGAGAUUAAUAACAUGGGAAGAGAGAAGAGAAAGAGGAGACUUGAUAACAAUGUACAAAUUAAUAAACCGUAUGGAAAAGGUAGACAGACAAGUUGUGGAGAUGCAUAUAGAUGAGGGAACAAGCUGUGUGAGAGGACAUACAAAAGAGAUUAAGGAGAGUAAAUGUCUCAGUAACAUCAAGAAAUAUACUUUCCUGUACUGAAGCAUUCAUCUCUGGAACAGUUUAAGUGAAGAGGCAGUUAUAGCUGUUAGUGUGAGUAAAUUUAAAGAAAAAUUGGAUAGCUGCAGAUAUGGAGACAGGAAAAAUGAUCUUUAGCUUGGACCCUGUACAAUACAACUAGAUAAAUACACACACUAACUCACUAAUAAUGCCCUUUCCUGUCAUAUGGUAGGUUGAGGUGCCUUACACUGAUGAAUGAGAGGUUAUUUUCUUCCUUAAGCAAGAGGAUGGAGUAUGUUAGAUGAAAGGUUACAGUCUUAUCCAUAAAUCAUACUACAUGCACUCCAAGCUCCCUCUGGGAGGGUAUAGCCGAUGAUCAUGAGUCCAGCAUGUGAUCUUCAAAAACAUGGGUGAAUCUCACACACAUGCACACGCACACACACACACACACACACACACACACACACACACACACACACACACACUAGUAUAAAUUGAAGUGAACAAUGAUUAAAAGUUUAUAUUAACUUUUAAAAUCUGGGUGGCUUCUUGUAACAUACUAAAUUAGUUCACUUCAACUCAAAAUCAUACGAAGCUAGAUACUUUUAGACUGAGAAUUUUACUAGAAACAACAAACGUUUCACUGAUUUUAAGACAGCACCCAUGAAACUUUGUAAAAUCACGUAAUCUUAGCUUAAAUAAGAGUAUAAGACAGCCACCGGAUUCAGAGAGUUAAUACCAUAGACUGUGGAAAGGUAUUUAGAGUAGUGUAAAACAUUAUUAUUACUAUUAUAUGAUCUUUCAUAUGAAAGAAUAUUUAAUCUUUUACCUAGAAUCUAGGUGAGAAUAUAGGUAUGUAUAAAACAUGAGUAACAGUUUCUUCCCAUUCAAUGUAUACAUUGCUGUGGUAUAUGUACCCAUAAAGACUCAAAUUGAAUUUCAA